AUGGAGUACGUGUUAGUGACGGGAGGAGCGGGUUAUAUCGGUUCGCAUACCGUCGCAGAGCUGCUUGAAAACGGUUACAAUUGUGUCGUGGUUGACAAUCUUUCGAAUUCGUCUUAUGAGUCUAUUGCAAGACUGAAAGUGCUAAUGAAGCAUGAUAUUCCAUUCCAUCAAGUCGACAUACAGGAUGAGACCGCUCUCGACGCUGUUUUCGGAAAAUACAAGAUCGACUCGGUAAUCCACUUUGCAGGGCUCAAAGCUGUGGGAGAGUCGGCUCACAUUCCUUUGAGAUACUAUCAUAACAAUAUCAUGGGUACCAUCAGUUUACUCGAAGUCAUGGAGAAGCAUGGUGUACACAAGCUGGUCUUCUCGUCGUCUGCGACGGUCUAUGGCGAUGCCACUAGGUUUCCAAAUAUGAUUCCAAUUCCAGAAGAGUGUCCGACGGGACCCAUCAAUCCGUAUGGAAGAACCAAACUAACCAUCGAAGAGAUCUUGAAGGAUCUGUAUGCCAGCAAUGUACAAAUCUGGAAAUUCGCGAUCCUGAGAUAUUUCAAUCCCAUUGGCGCCCACUUCUCAGGGCUCAUUGGAGAGGAUCCCCUUGGCAUACCUAAUAAUCUUCUUCCUUUCAUGGCGCAGGUAGCCGUUGGGAGGCGAGAAAAGCUGUUUGUUUUUGGCAAUGACUACGAUUCUCGCGACGGAACGCCAAUAAGAGACUACAUCCAUGUCGUUGAUUUGGCCAAAGGACACAUAGCUGCCCUGAAGUACCUUGACAAGAACAGCCACACCGGUCUUUGUCGGGAAUGGAACCUGGGCUCUGGCACUGGGUCCACGGUGAUGGAGGUUUACAAGGCUUGUUGCCAGAGUAUCGGCAAGGACAUUCCGUAUGAGAUAGUGGGCCGGCGCGCAGGAGACGUUUUGAACUUGACAGCAAAACCAGACAGAGCCAUGAACGAGCUCCAUUGGAAAACUGAACUCGACGUCAAGAGGGCCUGCGAGGACCUGUGGAAAUGGGCCACGGGAAAUCCUUACGGCUAUCAGCUCGAAAAUGUCACCUCGGCGUUUUUCAGCAAGGAAAAAGUCCACGAAUCAAGAGUUUUGACUGUGGGAGAGGGCACUUCUUUUGAGGUGUCCGUUGCAAAUAUUGGUGCGACACUGGUCGAUCUCAAAAUCGAUGGAAAAUCCGUCGUUCUGGGACUGAAUGACGAAGAGGAAUAUUGCAGGCCCGAAAACCCAUACUUCGGGGCUACUAUUGGGAGGUACGCAAACCGCAUUCGAAACGGAGAGUUUGUUCUUGAUGGAAAGAACUACAAGCUAACAAAUAACGAGAAGGCCAGCGUUUGCCAUUCGGGCAUUCAAUCAUACCACAAGAAACGGUUCCUGGGCCCUUUAGUACAGAACACACAGAGAAAUGAAUUCGUGGCGAAAUUUCUGUUGAUUGAUGCAAAGACAGAGAUUCCAGGUGAUGUCCAUGUUACCGUUACAUACCACGUAAACACCGAAGCAAAGGAACUUUCCAUCGACUACGAAGCCGAACUUUUGAACGGAAACAGCACGAUAAUAAAUUUGACCAACCACUCUUAUUUUAAUUUAAAUCUGGACCAGGAAAAAACAGUCGAGAAUACUGAGAUUGUGCUUGUUGCUGAUAAAAUCCUGGAUGUUGAUGAAAGUGGUAUUCCAAACGGAGAAUUGACAGAGUUACACAGUCAAGGAAAUGGAAAGGUCAUAAAACUGAAUAAGGGGAUUCCGGCCUACGACUCCUGUUACGUCACUGCCAACAAGUCGUCGAUUAACACUCGCUCUCACAGCCCAGCUAAAAUAUUUACAGCUUAUCAUAAAGCCUCGAAACUUCAGCUUGACAUUUUUGCUACUGACCCAACAUUCCAAUUUUACACAGGUGACUUUAUCAGCCAUCCUGACUUUGCACCAAGGGCUGGCUUUUGUUGUGAACCGGGGAGGUUCAUUGACGCGAUCAACAUUGAUCCGUGGAAGAAUGCUGUCAUACUAAAUAUUGGCGAAAAGUACGGUUCGAGAAUAAUCUAUAAAUUUCGAACUCGAUCAAAUGCUUCAUAUUGGGAGAGUAGCAUUUAA
Messenger RNA from Lachancea mirantina, 2085 nucleotides. The record is from the annotation of a GenBank genome assembly. NCBI's taxonomy places the organism in Eukaryota, Fungi, Ascomycota, Saccharomycetes, Saccharomycetales, Saccharomycetaceae.